This is a messenger RNA of Sycon ciliatum, 1579 nucleotides long. Its product is annotated as sperm motility kinase 2B-like. Gene Ontology annotation, biological process: mitotic DNA damage checkpoint signaling; protein phosphorylation. NCBI's taxonomy places the organism in Eukaryota, Metazoa, Porifera, Calcarea, Leucosolenida, Sycettidae. Bases 99 to 1304 code for a protein of 401 amino acids. The record is from RefSeq and is a predicted model, not a curated record. Gene Ontology annotation, molecular function: protein serine/threonine kinase activity; ATP binding. The transcript has 5 exons. Gene Ontology annotation, cellular component: nucleus; cytoplasm.
UAGUCUCUCCUGCUCACUUUCAGGUACAGACAGACAAAUUAAAUUUUGACCGCUUCAUCAUUUUUCGUGCCCGUUUUCAGUUUGAAAUUUAGUUCAAAAUGGUGCCGUGGCCGGAGGACGAACUCAAACGAUUUCCCCUUGAUUAUUUUGGCCCCGUACAGACGCAUGGAUUUGUAUUCGGGGACCAAGCGCAAGGAGCGCAAGGGAACGUCGUUCACAUUCCGAGGACAGAGCUGGGCCGAGGCGUGUUCGGCACAGUCCGCCCAGCCAGAAUGCGUACAUGUAACGAUGACACAAUGGUUGCAAAGACGUUCGAACGCCACCCUAACUCGGAUGAUAGGGCAGCGGCAGUGUGCAAUGAGUACAAUAUCUCAUGUAUGCUGAAGCACGAGAACAUUGUUGCAUGUUUCGGUGCCAUGCUAUCGACGGUAUCCCCGGUAUUGUACUUCGAGCGGGUGGAUGGCACCAAUCUGGCACAGCACUUCACGCACGAAACCUCAGGGGGGAGAUAUUACUGCGAAGAUAAGCUACGCAGGAUUUUCACGAAUCUUCUGGAAGCGUUUCAUUAUCUACAAACAGCACGCAUAGUGCAUCUGGAUUUAAAAGCCCAAAACGUCAUGAUCAAAACGAACGGUCCGGCCAAACUCAUCGACUUCGGGUGCGCUCGUAGCUUCGCUGAAGGCAAGCCAAUGGUGAUCCGACCUGACAUGCACACUCAUCCGCCAGAAAUUAACCUGGAAUCUAUGGGUGGCGUGGAUCAAAAGGCUGACAUAUUCUUUUGCGGUUCGCUGCUUUACAGUUUGGCCACGAAAGACUUUUACCCGUUCGGCAUGGUCCAUGGCAUGACCGUGGAAAAGCAAGACAUACAGCUCCGCGGGAAGGUAAAAAAGCGUUAUAUAGGCUAUUCCAGGUUAUCACAGGAGUUGAAAACCCUGAUCGACGACAUGACCGCCUAUGAUCCAAGGCAACGGCCAGAUGCUGCUUACUGCCUGCAGAAUCCCUGGUUCAUGAGAUCCCCCAGGUAUCAGGAACCAGAUCUAAGGAACCAUCAGGACCGCCAGUAUCCACGGACUGCGGCAGAACUUGACGACGCUCUCUUGACACAGAUGGCGCAAUGUCUGCAGGUUAGCAAAUGCGGGUUGACUGGCAUCAUUCUGAGGAACAGGGCCUCGUGGGAGGCAAUCGCCUAUCAAGCCAAUCUCCACAGGAAGAAUAAUCCAAUCGCUGCCGCAUCUGCUUCCGCCGCAUCUUCACCCGCUGCAUCUACAUCCGCUGCGUCUGCUUCAUUGGCGCCACGAAGAUGAAUAUGCUGGUGACUAACAUGCACGCAGCCGAACAUGAAAAUGAUUGAUUUAAGAAAAGAAGAUAAUUAUAAUGGAGACUUGGAACGACGACGUGCGCUUUGUACUGAUUAGAGCAUAUGUAAUAAUCAAUAAUAAUAAUAAUAAUUGUACAAGAGAAAAGGACAUAUGGAUACGAGUUAAGACUAACUCUCCAUCACUGUAACAUGAUACUAUAUACGGUCAGAAAGUCUUCUACAUUUAUUUAUGGAUCAACAUCCGAGUUUCAAAUAAUAAUA